Messenger RNA from Betta splendens (Siamese fighting fish), 1758 nucleotides. RefSeq names its product prolyl-tRNA synthetase associated domain-containing protein 1-like. Gene Ontology annotation, molecular function: aminoacyl-tRNA deacylase activity. The transcript is spliced from 4 exons. Bases 116 to 625 code for a protein of 169 amino acids. NCBI's taxonomy places the organism in Eukaryota, Metazoa, Chordata, Actinopteri, Anabantiformes, Osphronemidae. The record is from RefSeq and is a predicted model, not a curated record.
CCAGAAGGUGGCGCUGCAGGAACUAGCAGUAACACAAAUUCUUCUUCCUUUACCUUUGUGUUCGUCGACGUUUACUCCGGUUCAGCUCGAAUGAUUCAAACGCGUUUCUGUGAAGAUGAGUGACGACCUGCGCUUAGAGCUGCAGAACUUUCUGGACUCUCUGCACGUCCGGACCACGUGCGUGGACCACCCGCCGGUGUUCACCGUGGAGGAAAUGAUGCCUCACCUGCAGGAAGUGAACGGAGCCGUCACUAAGAACCUGUUUUUGAAGGACAAGAAGAAGAAAGGCCUGUGGUUGGUGUCAACUCGCCACGACCGCCAGGUGAAUCUUAAUGACCUUGCCAAGAAGCUGGGCGUUGGCAGCGGCAACCUGCGCUUUGCAGACGAGGAGGCCAUGUUGGAAAAACUCAAGGUGGGGCAGGGCUGUGCUACGGCUCUCGCUCUGCUCUUUGAUACGGAUCAUAGUGUGAAGUUCGUCCUGGACCGGGACCUGGUGGAGGGAGGCUAUGAGAUGCUCUUCUUCCACCCCAUGACUAAUGCUGCCUCUAUGGGGCUGCCACCUGAUGACCUGCUGCUCUUCCUCAAGGAGACGGGACACAAACCUGUACUGGAGAGCUUCGAGUAGGAGGCGAGUGCCUGCAGGAACCCUGUGAUCUUCACUGUCAGCGUUUCCUGUUCCACAGCUUUUAACACAUUUGUAAAAGUUCAAACCGCUCACACCGUCUACGGUUCAGUCUUUAUGGUAAAAAAAGAGUUUUCAGUUGGUUCAUGUCAUGGCUCACGCAACAGAUGUUCAUUCUGAGUUCUGAGAUCAUUCAUAUCACGUCAAAUAUUUGACUUGAACCUUCAGACAUGAGGCGUUCAGUGGUUCAAACACUCGUCAGACGUCCCGGAGGAACCUGCUGCUCAACAGCAGCAUGACGUCAUGUCCUCCAGACGAGCUGUGGAACCACAGGAACCGCAGCAAGGACUGAGGCAGAACCGUGCAAAUAGGCAGCGACGUGUGGACCCUGUGACACCUCUCUGGCUCCUUUUUCUGCUUUGCUCAUGAACUAGCUGUAAAAUCUGUCUGUAAGUCAAACAUUGUGAACCAUUUAUACAUUUGUUGCUUUUGGUAAACAAAUUACUCUGGAUGUGUGUAACUCACUCUACACACGCGUGUGUUUUUAAUAUGAUCUUCACACUUAGUUUAAUUUCUUUUCACUGCACGUGUGAUCUGCUCACACACACAAAAACAUGUUCUCCUUUUCUUGUACAGGGAUGUGUUUUUGGGAAAACAUCUAACACAUUUGAAUGAAACAAUGUUUUUUAUUUGUGGUGGAAGAAACACUUUGUACCAGCGUCUGUAAGUAACGCUGAUGCUGGGGGACAUGAUCACGUCGUGCUUGUUUACCUCCAACAUCAAAUUAACAAAAAAACUAUUGUUGCUCUCAGCAUUUGCAUAUUUCACUAAUUGCUGGGUUCCACCCAUGUGGAGUUGACAUGUCUAACUCAUGAUGCUCCUGGAGCCCAACAAAAAAAACUAACAACGUUCAUGAAAUCAGGCUGUGCUGACAUUUUUUAGCUUUCUGGAUGGGUUUCUAAUUAUUUUCUCUUGAGCUUUUCUUUAAGUAGUGUUUUUACCCUCAGAACAGUUUUCUUCUUAAUGUGUUGUGAUAUUUCUUCAGGUGUGGAGAACUUUAAGUUCUGCUGUAAUUAGUUUUAAUAUGAAUGAACACAUGUACAGUAGAUAACAAAACUAAAGCACAGUUCAAUCAA